AUGGACUUUAAUUGUGCAGUUUUACUCCUAUUUGGUGUCAGUAUUAUCGCAGACACUGACAAUGUGGUAAAAGGAAAAGCCAGUCAAAAAAAUUUGGUUCAACCCAGAAAGAAACAGCUCGCUGAUAAAUUGAGUUCCGUAAAUAAUACAAUUCAACCCAGGAUGGCAUGCAGUUCUGAUAACGGCGAGUAUUUUAUGAUAAAAUCUAAAAAAUCAAAUCUGGUAUUUGACGCGUCGAAUGAUGUAGUUAAAAUUCAGGCUCCUUCUAAGUCUGCGACACAGUUAUGGUCACUGGAAAUGGCAGGACUUGGAAAAUUUUACAUAUAUAAUCGUGCCACCGGAAACGUGUUGGAUAUUAGCGGUGGAGGUUCACCUGAAGCUAAACUAAUUACCUACCCGAAACAUUGUGGACCAAAUCAGCAAUGGUAUAUUAAUUACAGUGGCAUUACCAGUGCCGUUAAGGAUUUUGUUGUUGAUUUAUGGCAUGAGAGUUAUAACCAAGGAAAUGAUGUAGUAGUAUAUCCUUGGCAUGGAAGAGAAAGUGAAUUGUUCACUUUUGAACCUGUUUAA
Messenger RNA from Tribolium madens (black flour beetle), 570 nucleotides. RefSeq lists its product as uncharacterized. The transcript is spliced from 4 exons. The record is from RefSeq and is a predicted model, not a curated record. Bases 1 to 570 code for a protein of 189 amino acids. NCBI's taxonomy places the organism in Eukaryota, Metazoa, Arthropoda, Insecta, Coleoptera, Tenebrionidae.